Acomys russatus (golden spiny mouse) is the source of this 1827-nucleotide messenger RNA. RefSeq names its product cytochrome c oxidase assembly protein COX15 homolog (gene Cox15). Gene Ontology annotation, biological process: heme A biosynthetic process. The coding region runs from base 78 to 1319 and encodes 413 amino acids. The record is from RefSeq and is a predicted model, not a curated record. Lineage: Eukaryota; Metazoa; Chordata; Mammalia; Rodentia; Muridae. The transcript is spliced from 9 exons. Gene Ontology annotation, cellular component: mitochondrial inner membrane. Gene Ontology annotation, molecular function: oxidoreductase activity, acting on NAD(P)H, heme protein as acceptor.
AGUGUUUCUCCUUUCGGCAGAGGCGAAAGGGACCGCACGUCGCUGGGGCAUUCCGGCGGAGGUGGUGCGCUGUCAGUAUGCAACGGUUGCUCCUUCUGCCCCUGAAGGCCUUGAUGGGGAGCUGCAGUGUCGGGCUCCUGCUCCCUAGGGCGGCGUCCAGAGCACAGUGUGGUUGCAGCUAUGGCAGCAGGCGUCCUCUGAGGCCAGGGCAGUACAGCACCAUCACCGAAGUGGCUUUGCGAUCUGGAAAAAGCCCAGUGUCCCUUCCUUCGAAGGCAGCUGAGCGGGCAGUGGGCCGAUGGCUCCUGGUGUGCAGCGGGACAGUAGCUGGAGCCGUUAUUCUUGGGGGAGUAACCAGGCUGACAGAGUCUGGCCUCUCAAUGGUAGACUGGCAUUUAGUCAAGGAGAUGAAGCCACCCACAAGCCAAGAAGAAUGGGAAACAGAAUUCCAAAAAUACCAACAGUUUCCAGAAUUUAAAAUCCUGAAUCAUGACAUGACGCUGGCAGAAUUCAAGUUUAUCUGGUAUAUGGAAUACUCACACCGAAUGUGGGGUCGAGCUGUAGGCCUUGCGUACAUCCUGCCUGCUGCCUACUUUUGGAGAAAGGGUUGGCUCAACCGUGCCAUGAAAGGACGUGUCCUUGCCCUCUGUGGCUUAGUCUGUUUCCAGGGUCUAUUGGGUUGGUAUAUGGUGAAAAGUGGAUUAGAAGAGAAACCCGAGUCCUAUGAUGUCCCUCGGGUCAGCCAGUACCGCCUGGCAGCCCACCUGGGAUCCGCACUCGUUCUUUACUGUGCCAGCCUGUGGACCUCGCUCUCACUGCUCCUCCCUCAGCACAAGUUGCCCGAAACCCGACAGCUCCUGUGGUUGAGACGCUUUGCUGGUGGAACAGCAGGCCUGGUGUUCCUUACGGCUCUCUCAGGAGCUUUUGUGGCUGGGCUGGAUGCUGGGCUGGUUUACAACUCCUUCCCCAAAAUGGGAGACUCUUGGAUCCCGGAGGACCUCCUUACCUUCUCUCCCAUGCUGAAGAACAUGUUUGAGAAUCCUACCAUGGUGCAGUUUGAUCACCGGCUGCUGGGAAUCACGUCUGUCACUGCCAUUACAAUGCUCUAUUUCCUGUCCCGGAGAAUCCCCCUUCCUCGAAGGACCAAGAUGGCAGCAGUGACUCUGCUAGCUUUGGCAUAUGCACAGGUGACCUUGGGCAUCAGCACUCUGCUUCUGUACGUUCCAACUCCUCUGGCUGCCACACACCAGUCAGGUUCCUUGGCUCUGCUCAGUGGUGCCCUUUGGCUCAUGAAUGAACUCCGAAGAGUCCCAAAAUAACUCUCAGAAGACUAGUCCCUAGGCUCGAGACUGCCUUGGGAAUUCUCAGCAAGCACAAGAGCUUAGCCUUUUCUAUGAGGGUGGCCUUGACAUGCCACAUGGCUUCCAAAUUGGUCAAGCCUCUAAAACUGUUUAGAGAUGGACACUGGAUCAAGGAUGUCACCAAAGGAUGCUUAUAACAGAGGGUCCCUUUAAAAUCUGUUGCAUAAACAAGUGUCUAUCGUCAUCAUCUGCUUCCUAAUACGCAGUCUGGCUUUUCUUAGCCUUAGGAAGACCUUGGGUUCCUGUGUCCUUGUGCUGCAGAGUCCCGUCCACAAGUCAGGCUAGUGAUGACAGCGGCAGACUCAAGAACAGGCAGCCCAGUAGUUACUCGACCAGUUGACAAGUAACUGAAUGUUGGUUUGUUACCAAGGUCUAGGGUUGUCAUAACCUCUGGUUUUUAAGAGCAGCUAACUAGCUAGAUUGUGAAGUGAACAUUCUUCUUUGUCUGUGUGUGUUAAUAUAUGCC